Amoebophrya sp. A25 is the source of this 3570-nucleotide messenger RNA. The record is from the annotation of a GenBank genome assembly. NCBI's taxonomy places the organism in Eukaryota, Dinophyceae, Syndiniales, Amoebophryaceae.
GGGAUCUUUUUGUCGGGACUGAGCGACAUCGACGCGAACAAGUGUGCUAAGACAGAGAGAACGCAGCUGCCUGACCCUCCUCUUCUCGAUACUUCCCCUCUACAUGAUGAUCCAAAAUUUACCUAGUUAUACCCCUCCUGACAAUCCCCAUGGUUCGGCACGCUUUCGUGACUAAAAGUUUCGAUCUGAACUACCCGUGGCUAAUCGUACUGUAUCUUUUCUCGUCUGUCGAAAAAGUUCUUGUAAAAUUGCUGCGAUGUGAAAGAAAUCGACCAAACCCUUUGUUGUUUCUUCUUAAGUCACUUUCAUCAUCCAUUCUUUAUGCAGCUCAUGUUCGGCCAACCUUUUCUUCUCAUUAGUGAUAACUUCAAGUUCAAUGUCUAGCAUCUAAUCUAGCUAAUCCUAAUCCUAGCCCUAAGACAAGUAGAUCAAAAAAAUUUUCUCGUCCUCCUUCCACUCCCCGGGGUGACGAGAUGACGGCCGGAGGAGGCGGAUCGGCCCCCAAGCAAGGGGCAGGGAGUUGCAAAGUUUUCAACCGUACGUUUUUGGCAGACAUUGUGGCAGAUGGGCAGAUGGACGAAGGAAUGGCCCCGCUUCCGGAGGAAAGGAAGCAUCGUGAAAUAGAAGACAAACCUGCGCCAGGCAGAACGAAGCAUCGUGAAAUACUGGGACGCGUGCAUGAACAAAGAAGAAAAGACCAAGCCACGAUUAAGAAGAAUGUACCUAGCUGCUAGAGCUACUUUUGUCUUUUUGUGAUCAAGUUAUUAUUCUUGAUGAAGAAGAAGAUGGUCUAGGUCUUGAUGAUAUUUAAUUACACGACCAUCAACCAUUCUCCAUCUCCACUUCGUGAUCUAGGUCGAGCGCAACAAGGAGGUCCGAGAACGCCGUUUUGAGCGUCUUCUCCAGGGUUGCAUCGGCAGUGACGAGGUCCGCUUGCGUGGUCAGGUCACGGAGAUGCUGCGACAACAGCAUAACAUGAAUGCAAGAAAAGUCGGCAUACAGUUCCAGUCCUGGAAUGAGAAGGUUUUUGAAAGCGUGCAAGGCCAAUUAGACGCGAUCAUGAACCCGCCAUCACGCGAAUUGAUACAAACGUUCACUGGAAUGAAGAACGUGGAGUUUUAUGGCGUGAUUCUAGCGCCUGUUAAUAUCGUUCGUAUUGUGGUGCAUCCGAAAAAUUAAACCUGCUGACAGUUACUGAAAAGAAGGAUGAGCAGGAAUCGACUUCAUGUUCAUAGACUCUAGUAGCUUGUUGGCCAGCAACAUUUUUGAUUUUAUUGUCUCGUUUUUUCAACUUGACUCUGUCUUCCUCUUCUCGCCCUCCCCCCUUCAUCUCCCUGAGCUUCCGGACGUGAAGAAGCGGGUGAAGAGUUCUAGCUUUCGCGUGAAUCCGACAUACAAGGAUCUAGUAAAAAACGCUGACGAAAACGCUUUCCGCUACGCCAUGGACCUAGCAACGGAGAGUGCAGAAAGAAGCACGAAGAACGGCAUGGACAGCGCAAUAUCGGAAUAUACGGGAAGUUAUGCACUCAAGGUUUGAGGACGAGAGGUCGUACAUUUUUCACAAAUAAAAGGAACUAGUUUGACUGCAGCUCGUAGAUCCCUCUACAACUACUUGUUCAUGGUCAACAUACAUAAUAUAAUAAUAUCUUCUGAGACAAUACGUUGAGCGCCAACUAAUUAUCAACACCUUCCUCUAAUCCCUCGCAGCAGGUGGUGGUGCGCGGGUUGUCGCAGGCGAAGGUGGUUUUCCAGUGCCGCCUGGAGCUGGUCGGAUGCCUCCGCGUGGUAUGGGCCUUUCCAUUGGGCCGAGUGUCAAUAGCUAUGGCGCUGCAGUUGGUGGAGCAUCUUCAUCGAGUAGCAAUCUUCUAGCAGCAGAUAAAGAGAAGCAGGCGAUGUACACGGAGGCCUUGCAUAGUGGCAUCGACACAAAGCUGUUGCAGAAAGGACACUUGUUAUGACACAUGUUGAUCUUCAUGUCUGAGAAAAUUUAAGAUUAUUUAUUCGUCGUCUCCUCGUGCCUCAUAACUAGAUCUUGCUUUCUCUCUUCUAAUCCGUAACCUCGCUCCUGGUAUGGAGGGCGCUCCGGUCGUCCCGAAGUUCGCCGAGGAACAUCGCGUGAUUCCACCAGUCUCUUUGGACUUGUCGUACAGGAGCAUGAACAACUUCCCGAAGUAUCCGGAACCUAGUUUAACAGCGAUCCAUGGCAUCGACUACGACCCACAUUUGCACUACCUGGAUCUUCUGGAUCCAAACAAGCUGGGCUACAACAGUGACGAUCCUAGACAACCGAGUGAUCCGUUGCUGGCUCGCACUAGGCCAGUGCUCGAGCCGCACUUGUGGGAGCAGCUGCGGAUUCAAGCGACGCCGUAUGGGCAUUUUGCGCAGGUGUGCGCGCAAGGACCAGACUAUCAAAAAACAAGAAACUUUGUGCCGGAUGAAACGUUAUGGCUGGUGGUUCAUUUGAUGUUACAGUUGUAGUUACCGUCGUCUCUUGUGUAAGUUGUAGUACAGCUGUAGUAAGAGUUUGGAAGAAAAGCACGUCCUCAUCCCCAACUUUCUUUUGUUCUCUCUCUAAUAUGCGACUGUGUCCCCGCAGCAGGCAAGCGCAAAACGCGGUUUACAAGGGAUGACGUUGGAAUUCUCAAGGGCGAAAUUAGGGAUCGUGGAGAAUCGUCGCAACACAAGAACACGUUUGGGGCGAGCUCAGCGGCACCUAAUCAGGAUCACUACACGUACGAGAAGGGCACAAGAGUAGUGGACAACGAAUUCCCAUUGGGAAAAAUGAUGCUGCCGCAUAAACACUGAUCUUUCUAGAUUUUGGUGGAGAAGGAUUAGGAUAGGUCGUUUUCAAUUUGGCGUUUAGAUCCGUCAUUGAUGUUUAGGUUUUUUGCUUCAUUCUAUCGCAAUUAUUCAGACAGUCAGAGUUUACCACCAGAGUUAGCGUUAUAGUUACAACUUGAAUGUGAAUCCGUCACAGAACUAUUAGAGGAUCACAUCGCAGAACCAUUCAAUCGAAAGUUUUUACCAGUGAUACUAGUCCAGAAUUUCUAUGUCUUUUGCUUUUCGAACAAUUAUAAAUAGCGUAAAUAGCGUACAAAUCGAAUGAUAAUGCUCGUACAUCAAAAUUAACACAAAAGAUUACAGAUUUAUGCUGGCAGCAAGUAGAAGCACUCAGGCCAACCAAACAAAACCAGGUGGAUAGACCACGACUCAGAAAUCCAAUUGCAAUAUGCUCGUUUGUAUAACAAGACCUCUUUACUACUAGCCGAAAGUAGUGCACAGAGGUACCAUGACAUGACAUGACUUCAGCUUGAAGACCGAUGUUGAGGAACUUAAUUAGAAAAGAGUGGCCAUGACUUGCCCCUGCAUCAAAUUAUCGACUUCUUGCGAGGACAUCAAAAAUUCCUGAUGUUGAGCUGAACCUGAACUAAUGCAUGGGGAUGAUUUUUCUGAUGUAGCAUGAAAAUUGGAAUAUGUUGCGUUGUUCGCUCUUCCUCAGUGGUGCUGAUGUUAUUCUUCGCGAAAAUUUACUUAAGCAAAAUGUGUUCAAGUAACCCGCAUGCGAAUGCC